AAGCCAAGAACAACCACCUCCGUCAUCGUCACCAGCAACUUCAAGCAGCAACAGGCUCAGCUUCGAAGCCAUUACUCUCUCUCUCUCUCUCUGCGUACCUGCUCGACUGCAUCCAUGGACAAUCGCAACGUGGUCGUCUGCGACAAUGGCACCGGGUAUGUCAAGUGUGGUUUCGCGGGAGAGAAUUUCCCCACGUCCGUGUUCCCGUGCAUGGUGGGAAGACCUAUGCUUCGGUACGAGGAGUCGCUGACAGAACAAGAGCUGAAGGAUAUUAUUGUCGGAGAAGCAUGUGCUGACUUGCGGAAUCAACUGGAUAUAUCAUAUCCCGUAAAUAAUGGCAUUGUGCAAAAUUGGGACGAUAUGGGUCAUGUCUGGGAUCACACAUUUUACAACGAAUUGAAGAUAAACCCUGCAGAAUGUAAGAUAUUACUUACCGAUCCACCUCUUAAUCCCUCAAAGAAUCGUGAGAAAAUGGUAGAGACAAUGUUCGAGAAGUACAACUUUGCUGGUGUCUUCAUACAAAUUCAGGCUGUGCUGACAUUUGACAUGCAAAAUCCAUCGUCACUGCAGGAGGAACAUGCCACAGGUUUGCUGACUGGAUUGGUUAUUGACUCUGGUGAUGGCGUCACUCAUGUGGUUCCUGUUGUUGAUGGUUAUUCAUUCCCUCAUCUUACAAAACGCAUGAACGUAGCUGGUCGGCACAUAACUUCCUAUCUAGUUGAUUUACUUUCACGGAGAGGGUAUGCAAUGAAUAGAACUGCUGAUUUUGAGACUGUCAGAGAAAUUAAAGAGAAGCUUUGCUACAUAAGUUAUGAUUACAAGAGGGAGUACCAACUGGGACUUGAGACUACCAUUCUCGUUAAGCAUUACACUUUGCCAGAUGGAAGGGUUAUUAAAGUUGGCACUGAAAGAUUCCAAGCCCCAGAAGCUCUGUUCACCCCAGUAAGUCGCUACCCCUCUCUGCAGUCAAUUCUCUUGAGACUUUUACAAUCCUCAUGUUCUUUUAAGGAACUCAUAGAUGUCGAAGGUGAUGGGAUGGCUGACAUGGUAUUCCGCUGCAUUCAGGAAAUGGACAUUGAUAAUCGUAUGCUGCUCUACCAACACAUUGUCUUAAGUGGAGGAAGCACCAUGUAUCCUGGAUUACCUAGUCGUCUGGAGAAAGAAAUACUGGAUCGGUAUCUGGAAGUUGUUCUCAAGGGAAAUAAAGAUGGCUUGAAGAAAUUGCGGUUGCGUAUUGAGGAUCCACCACGAAGAAAGCAUAUGGUGUACCUGGGAGGUGCUGUACUUGCAGGAAUCAUGAAGGAUGCACCUGAAUUCUGGAUUAGCAGAGAAGAGUAUCUGGAAGAAGGAAUGCGUUGUCUGAGCAAGUGUGGGCAGGCAUAACCCUUUAGAUGCAGUUCGCUGGUACACUUUUCUGCUGGCGCCAUUUGAUGGGUUGAUUCCUUGUGGAAAAAGAUGGAUUUAAGAGGAAUGUGCUGCUACAAAAGAAUCACCAAGCCACUCGCCCCUAUACCCAGCCACUGCAGAUCAAGUUCACUAUUCUGUAAUUCCAACAAAUUCUAGUGCCCAACCCAAAAGGGGCAUACAGGAUGAAGAUAUUUACAUGAGAUAGGAAGGCUUAUAAUUACAUCUUUGCUGUCUAUACAGUUUUGUAUUUGCCAGUGCUGGGAAUUCUUACCAACUGACUUCUCGAUAAUGGCUUGCAGGGAUUGUACA
Messenger RNA from Syzygium oleosum, 1716 nucleotides. RefSeq names its product actin-related protein 2. The record is from RefSeq and is a predicted model, not a curated record. Gene Ontology annotation, molecular function: actin filament binding. Gene Ontology annotation, biological process: Arp2/3 complex-mediated actin nucleation. Lineage: Eukaryota; Viridiplantae; Streptophyta; Magnoliopsida; Myrtales; Myrtaceae. The coding region runs from base 115 to 1383 and encodes 422 amino acids. Gene Ontology annotation, cellular component: actin cortical patch; Arp2/3 protein complex. The transcript has 16 exons.